Messenger RNA from Micropterus salmoides (largemouth bass), 7521 nucleotides. RefSeq names its product 1-phosphatidylinositol 4,5-bisphosphate phosphodiesterase gamma-1-like. The record is from RefSeq and is a predicted model, not a curated record. Bases 1271 to 5209 code for a protein of 1312 amino acids. Gene Ontology annotation, biological process: phospholipid catabolic process; phosphatidylinositol-mediated signaling; positive regulation of epithelial cell migration. The transcript has 33 exons. Gene Ontology annotation, molecular function: phosphatidylinositol-4,5-bisphosphate phospholipase C activity; protein binding; calcium ion binding. Lineage: Eukaryota; Metazoa; Chordata; Actinopteri; Centrarchiformes; Centrarchidae.
ACGCUCGGCGUGAAUCUCACACAGUCCACUCUCACUCAGAGCCUUCAGAUGUUUGUCCUAUUACAGCCUCAGCAGAUGUGGAUUUCUGCUCAAGCACAUUAUUGAAGUUUUAUUUAUUUGUAAACAGAAAGAAACUGAUGUUCAAUGUUGGAAGACGUACUUAGAAGAAGAAUUACUGAAUUGUUCUUUAUGCAUCAAGAUACCUCAGCGCUGGAGAAAAAAAUCUCCUUUCCUUCCUCCAAAGCUGCAGAUCUCCUGGAGACCCGCGGAGGUCGCUCUGCUCUCCGCUACGACUCUCCCUCCACUCCCCUCAUCCUCCCUCAGAUACUAACAGGACAGAAAGGGAAAAAAAAUCUGAUCAAGCUUUUCCGGUCUGCUAGCCCUAAUUUCCUCUCAAGAUCUCUGGCGUUGGAGCUGUGGGGACGCGCAGGCACAGAGAGGGCGAUCCUGCGUGAGGAGCAGCAAGGGGGAACUGGGGUAAUUAACGCUACCAGCACAACCCAGCACGCCUCUGUACGGCUACUCCAGACGUGACUCCAUCGGACAAUGCAUCCUGUCGGCGGGGUGAUGCGUCCUGGAAGGAGGAGUGUGUGAGGGGAGAGCAGAAUGGUUCGGCGGAUGAGAGCGCACAUACGGCUGCUCCGUGCUCUCCCGUCCGCGCGUCUCUGCGUCUCCGUGAAGCCGCCACAGAGCGACCGCCGAUGCCCGUCCUCCUCCUUGCCGCCCCGCUGCACCCACCUCCGGCUAUUUGUCCGACUCGUCAUUACAUAACUCGGCGUCUUUGACUUUAUUUUCCUAAAACCAGGAGUGGGAUGCAGGCGGACGCUACCCAAACUGGAUUUAAAGCCGGACUGUGCUGCGUUUGCCGUCGUGGAUUGAAGGACUAGCAGGAGACACAUAGUGGGUGGAAAUCUGAGUCCAGCGGUGAUGAGAGCUCACUCCGACUGGAUUUCGCUGGUGUGCUGCCAGAAGCAUCUGGAAAGGAUAACACGGGGAUACAUUCCCCCUCCAGAGGACAAUUCACAUCUCAGACAUUUCAGCUCAAAAGUCUUUUAGCUUGUGUUUUAAUGUGACAUAAGUUUAAUCACACUGGAACACUGGAAACCCACUACCUGUAUGUGACUGGAACACUUUGGGUUCAUAACAAGACUUCUUCUUUGCAGCAGUGGGUUGGACAUGUUGGAUAAGUGGCACAUUCAGUAAGUGAUUAAAGGACACGCAUCCUCACCCAGAAACCAGGACAGCUUUCCUCUGUAGUUAUGCAGUGAAGAUGUGCGCAGCCAGGUUCAGUGGCUGCCUCAAUGGCUGUGCCGAGGAGGCCGUCGGCGGAGCCGUGGGGCCAGUGGGUCCGGUCACAGCCUCCAGGAUGCUGGACUGGUCGGAGGCCGGUCCCCGCAUCCUCCACAGCCUGGAGAUGGGGACGGUGAUGACCCUCUUCUACCAGAAGAAGUCCCAGCGACCCGAGAGGAGAACCUUCCAGAUAAAGCAGGACAUGCGGCAGAUAGUGUGGAGCCGAAAUCCUGACAAAAUAGAAGGAGAGCUCGACAUACGAGAGAUCCGGGAGCUGCGGUUGGGAAAGGGCUCCCGUGAUUUUGAGCGCUACCCGGAGGAGGCCCGUAAACUGGACUCCGCCCACUGCUUCAUCGUGCUCUACGGGCUGGAGUUUCGCCUCAGGACUCUCAGCGUGGCUGCCUUCAGUGAGGAGGAGGUCAACAUGUGGAUCACCGGUCUCAACUGGCUGAUGAUUGACACUCAGAGAGCGCCUGCACCACAGCAGAUAGACAGGUGGUUGAGGAAACAGUUUGAAGUCAUGGACAGGAACCAUGAAGGAAGCAUCACGGUGAAGGAUGUGAAAGCUCUGCUGCCUCAGGUCAACUACAGAGUCCCCAACAUGCGCUUUCUCAAAGACAAGCUACAGGAGGUGGAGGCCAGGAGCGAUCUGUCGUACCCCAACUUUGCACAGCUCUACAGAACAUUGAUGUUUGACGCACAGAAGAGUAUUAUUGAGCAGCUGGAACUCUCCUUCCCUCUGCGGAAUGUUGACAGACCAGAGCUUUGUCAGAUCUCCCUGUACGACUUCCAGAAGUUUUUACAGAUGGACCAGAAGGACUCCUGGGCGUCAGAUCUCAGUCGUGUCAGAGAAUUCCUCAUGGGGUACGUGAGGGGUGGAUCGCAGCCUGAGCCGAUGCUACAACUUGAUGAGUUCCUGACAUUCCUGUUCUCUAAAGAGAAUUCAAUAUAUGACCCUCGACUUUCACCUGUUGUUCCGGAUGACAUGAAAAAGCCACUGUCUCAGUAUUGGAUCUCCUCUUCGCACAAUACCUACCUGACAGGUGACCAGUUUUCCAGUGAAUCAUCUCUAGAAGCCUACGCCCGCUGCCUGAGGAUGUGCUGCCGUUGCAUUGAACUGGACUGCUGGGAUGGACCUGACGACCUGCCAAUCAUCUACCAUGGACACACUUUAACCUCCAAGAUCAAAUUCCUGGAUGUGCUGCACACCAUCAAAGAACACGCCUUCGUCACAUCUGAGUAUCCGGUGAUCCUGUCCAUCGAGGACCACUGCAGUGUAGUCCAACAGAGGAACAUGGCCAUGAACUUUAAGAAGGUGUUUGGAGAUCUGCUUCUCACCAAGCCAGUCGACAGCAACGCAGAGGAGCUUCCCUCACCGUACCAGCUCCGAAGAAAGAUCCUUAUCAAGCACAAGAAACUGGUGGAAGGUACGCUUUAUGAGGAGGUGACAUCAGCCAGCUACUCUGAGAACGACAUCAGCAACUCUCUGAAGAACGGCAUCCUUUACCUAGAAGACCCUAUCGACCACACAUGGACUCCACAUUAUUUUGUCCUGACCAGUAAUAAGAUUUACUACUCAGAGGAGACGUCUCACUACCAGACAGCUGAUGAAGAAGAGGAGGAUGAAGGAAAAGAGGAGUGUAACAACAACGAGCAGCACUGUGCGGAGCGCUGGUUCCACGGGAAGCUGGGUGGAGGUCGCGAUGGUCGACAGGUGGCGGAGAAGCUCCUGCAGGAGUACUGCGAGGGCGGGGCCAAAGACGGCACCUUCCUGGUUCGGGAGAGUGAGACGUUUGUUGGAGACUACACCCUCUCAUUCUGGCGCUCUGGUCGAGUCCAGCACUGCAGGAUCCAUUCGCGUCAGGAGUCUGGCUCCACCCGCUUCUACCUGACCGACAACCUGGUGUUUGACAGCCUCUAUCGCCUCAUCUGCCAUUACAGAGACACGCCUCUACGCUGCAACGAGUUUGAGAUGAGGCUGGGCAGCCCCGUACCUCAGCCCAACGCACACGAGAGCAGAGAGUGGUACCACUCCAGUCUGUCCCGUGUUCAGGCUGAACACAUGCUGAUGCGUGUUCCCAGAGACGGAGCUUUCUUGGUGCGAAAGCGCAGCGAACACAACUCCUACGCCAUCUCCUUUAGGGCGGAGGGUAAGAUCAAACACUGUCGUAUCCAGCAGGAAGGCCGUCUCUUCAUGUUGGGCAGUUCGGCAGAGUUUGAGAGUUUGGUCGACCUUGUGAGCUACUAUGAGAAACAUCCUCUGUACCGCAAGAUGAGGCUCCGUUACCCGAUCAACGAGGACACUCUGGACCGGAUGGGCACCACGGAGCUUGACUAUGGGGCGCUGUAUGAGGUCCGCACUCCUCAUUUCUACGUGGAGGCUAAUAAGAUGCCCACAGCACGGUGUACAGUCAAAGCUCUGUAUGACUACCGAGCCCAGAGGGAAGACGAGCUCUGUUUCCCCAAACAGGCGCUCAUCGUCAACGUGGAUAAGCAGGAGGGCGGCUGGUGGCGAGGUGACUAUGGAGGAAAGAAACAGCUGUGGUUUCCAGCAAACUACGUGGAGGAGGUUCCCAGCUCUCCCACCAGAGAACUGGAUGAAGCAUCCACAGAGAACAGUCCUCUUGGAACAUUCCUCAAGGGCUUCAUUGAUGUACCAACCUGCCAUGUAGUGGUGCACAAGGAUGGGAAGAAUUCGCGGCCCUUUGUAUGCACAAUCCAUUCCCAGCAGCUUUCAUCUCACCCAGUUCAGACCCUGGAUGUGGCAGCUGACAGUCUGGAAGACUUAAACAGCUGGGUCAGCAAGAUCAGAGAGGCUACACAGAAUGCUGAUGCACGGAUGCAGGAGGAGAAGCAAAUGGAGAGGAGGAAGAAGAUCGCGGUGGAGCUGUCCGAGCUCGUGGUGUACUGCAGACCGGUCCCCUUCAAUGAGGACAAGAUCGGGACGGAGAGGGCUUGUUACCGGGACAUGUCCUCCUUCCCAGAGACGAAGGCAGAGAAGUUUGCGACACGCAGCAGAGGGAAACGCUUCCUGCAGUACAACCGCCGUCAGCUUUCAAGAGUUUAUCCCCGAGGACAGAGGCUGGACUCGUCCAACUACGACCCUCUGCCCAUGUGGCUCUGUGGCUCCCAGCUGGUCGCGCUCAAUUUCCAGACUCCAGAUAAACCGAUGCAGCUGAACCAAGCCUUGUUCAUGCUUGGAGGUGGCAGCGGCUACGUUCCCCAGCCUGAUAUCAUGAGGGACGACACCUUCGACCCUUUUGACAAGGACACCUUACAUCUGGAGCCAAUCACUAUCCAGUUGCAGGUGGUGGGAGCUCGUCACCUGCCUAAAAAUGGUCGCAGCAUCGUCUGUCCCUUUGUGGAGGUGGAGAUCUGUGGAGCUGAUUACGACAGCUGCAAGUACAAGACAGAUGUUGUAGCUGACAACGGUCUGAAUCCCGUGUGGGUGCAGAAGCAGUUUGUGUUUGACAUCCACAACCCCACCUUCUCCUUUCUGCGCUUCACUGUCUACGAGGAGGACAUGUUCAGUGAUCCUAACUUCCUGGCACAGGCGACCUACCCUGUUCGUCUGCUACGGACAGGCUACAGGAGCGUCCCUCUGAAAAACAGUUACAGUGAAGAGCUGGAGUUGGCAUCACUUCUGGUCCACAUAGAGAUCGUCAAUGCAAAGGAGGAAGAUGACGAGAACAUGUACAUGUCCAUCCAGCGGCUGCGGGAUCGAACCAGCGAGCUGUCAAUCCAGGUUUCCCUCCUUGAGAGGUCAGGCUCAGGAGAUCUCAGCUACCAGCAGAGUCUGGAAGAACUCAGAGCGGCUCAGGACCAGCUGAGUGAGCUGGUGGAAGCUCGAAACCGCAGGCUGAUGGAGAAGAAGAGGAGGGAGAAGCUGAGGCAGCAAGCCGCGUCAAAGCGCAGCUAAUCUUGCCGCCCACCAGAGAGUGCUAAACUGCAAUGCUGAGCAGCGGCAGCCUGAGAAGGAAAACAGGCUCUCUACAGCCGCGGCAUGCAAUCCAACUAACCGGAAACAAAAACAUGUUUCUUCACAAUAAAAAGUGAAGUUUUAUAACACCGUGCUGUUCUAACAGCAGGGGGAAAGUGACAGACAGAAGCAUCUCAUGGACUCACAAAACUAAGCUAUAAAAACAAUCAUGGGCUUGAGGCUGAACGUACUAAGAGCAAAAUAGAGAUCAGGUUAUGAUUAGAACUGAAACAAUAAGUUAAUUAGUCGACCUGAGUAUUUUAACAAGCAAAAAUACCAAACAUUUGCUGAUUCCAGCUUUUCACUUAGGGUUAGGAUUUUGUGCUUUUGUUAUUAUAUUAUGUGAUAAAAUUUGGGGGGUUUUGAUUGUUGGUCAGAAAAAGAACUAUUUGAAGAUGCCACCUUGAGCUUUGGGAAAGCCUAACAAGCAUGUUCCUGAUAUUUUAUGGUCAAAACAAGUAGUCGAUUAUUUGAGAAAGUAAACAAGAGACUAAGAUUAUGAAAAUGGCAGUUCUAAUCAUGAUACGUAACCCUUAAUACAGUGAAUGCCAGCUAAAAAAGCAAAUCUGCUGCUGGCCAACCUCCAAGCUAGACAUUUAUAGCACAUUCUGUCCAUUUUUACAGCCAUCAAGUUUCUAAAAUAUUGGCUAAGUUCAGACUGCAGGCCAUAGUGACCAGUGUGAACAGGCCAAGUCACAGGGAAUCUGAUCUUUUCCAGUUCGGAUUUGAGAGAGAGAGACAAAGUGUUUUAUAGGGCAGAUGUGUUGUACAGCGCCAGAAACCAUCACGAAAUGAACAGAAAGUUGUGAACAUUUAAUUCGGGAGAAAUGUCACCCGUGAGAGGACAAUGAAAAAUGUGAGUCUCCCGUAAGCUAACCUCUGUUGCUCCUUGUUUACUUCUAUAGUGCAUGUGGGUCACUUUCAAGCUACACACUGGAGUCUGAUAUAGGCUACAUUUAAACAAUAAUGUGAACUGGCAAACAAACAAAAACAAACAUCUGGGGAAAAAAUAAAUAAAUCAUAAUUAAGCAUUAAGGCCUGCAGUCUGAACGUAGACUUAGAUGUUUAGGCCUGGCUGCUUAUUGACACCUUUUGAAACUGGAACUUUUUUGUGUAGAUGGUGAUAUAUCGCGCCAUAACACUGAACUGAAAAUAACCGAUGCCUUGGGAAAUUAAGUUCUCUUACUGUGUUUUAGUCUUUAGUAAGAAAAGCGGGAUAUUAAAAAGGGAGAAAAAUCUCAGGUUACACAGAUGGAUGGAAAAAGGGAGCAGUGGGCACACAGCAAAAAGGAAAUGUCAUGUUUGUGCCUUUGAUGUUUGUUGAGUACAAUAACUAAUGUUUGCUUUCUCAAUAACUGGAAUAGUGGCCCUUUAGGGAAAACUACUAACAAACUGGAGGAAGAAUAUUCACUCCUUUGGCUCAGACCACUACUCAUAAACUGAGUUUAAAAGGGAUUUAAAGACUGACUUAAAGUCUGUUCCUCCUAAUCAAGACUAAGUCUUUUUUAUGGGGGGGUGAUCACAUGACUCUGCCCCCAGAGCACAAACUGGACAAACAACAUCCUCACCGAGAAGAUUUUUACUACUUCUUUAAAAGGGCUCAAAAUACUGUAAUCUAUACUACCUUCAAAGAGAACAGCGAUGGUGGGGUAGGAGGAGAGCGCCACCUGGAUGUCACCGGCACAGGAACUCAGGUGUGCUCGACAAACAAGGGCUAUUACAGAAAACUAGCAAAGCACUCUUUUACCUUCUGGCUCAGAUUUCUCGCAGGUCACAUCUGAACCACACGACAAGGAUAAGUUCCCAUCAUAAUCACCUGGUCCUGGAUCUGCCAAAAGCAGUUUAAAUUCAACCCCACUGCAUGGCUUCAUAUCCAUUAACCCCCACCCCUAACAUCUCAUUGUAUAUAACUUUUUAUUUAUCAAACAGUUGUCCUGUUUUAAUACAUUAAAAAAAAACAUACUCGAAGAAUGAUAAUGGACUUCAGAUUGAAGAUACUGUAACUUUAUGUAGAAAUUAAUAUUGUGAAUCUGGCGCUCCCUUUAAAUGUCCCCAUAGACACCUCUUUCUCUCUACGCUAUAAUUGCACUGGGUAGGGACUUCUAUGCAAAGACCGUCUUCUUGGCCUAUAGCCAUUGUAUUAGGCAAUUUGACUCAAGUUGUGUUUUCUCUCUGUAUCUAUGCUAAUGGUCCGUAUUACUCUGCAUUACAAAUCCUGUGCAAGUUUCCAUUUAAUAAAGCUCUUUCAUGUA